CUCUGCCUCUGUGGUGGAUAGUGGAGUGUUUCCCAUGUGGUAUUGGUGUGCUGGAUAUCCCUUCACUGGUAGCCUGGUAACAUACACUCCCAGGUCUUACUCUGCCUCUGUGGUGGAUAGUGGAGUGUUUCCCAUGUGGUAUUGGUGUGCUGGAUAUCCCUUCACUGGUAGCCUGGUAACAUAUAGUCCCAGGUCUUUCUCUGCCUCUGUGGUGGAUAGUGGAGUGUUUCCCAUGUGGUAUUGGUGUGCUGGAUAUCCCUUCACUGGUAGCCUGGUAACAUAUAGUCCCAAGUCUUUCUCUGCCUCUGUGGUGGAUAGUGGAGUGUUUCCCAUGUGGUAUUGGUGUGCUGGAUAUCCCUUCACUGGUAGCCUGGUAACAUACACUCCCAGGUCUUUCUCUGCCUCUGUGGUGGAUAGUGGAGUGUUUCCCAUGUGGUAUUGGUGUGCUGGAUAUCCCUUCACUGGUAGCCUAGUAACAUAUACUCCCAGGUCUUACUCUGCCUCUGUGGUGGAUAGUGGAGUGUUUCCCAUGUGGUAUUGGUGUGCUGGAUAUCCCUUCACUGGUAGACUAGAAACAUAUACUCCCAGGCCUUACUCUGCCUCUGUGGUGGAUAGUGGAGUGUUUCCCAUGUGGUAUUGGUGUGCUGGAUAUCCCUUCACUGGUAGCCUGGUAACAUACACUCCCAGGUCUUUCUUUGCCUCUGUGGUGGAUAGUGGAGUGUUUCCCAUGUGGUAUUGGUGUGCUGGAUAUCCCUUCACUGGUAGCCUGGUAACAUAUAGUCCCAGGUCUUUCUCUGCCUCUGUGGUGGAUAGUGGAGUGUUUCCCAUGUGGUAUUGGUAUGCUGGAUAUCCCAUCCCAACGUGCAGGACUUUACAUUUUUCUUCACUGAAUUGUAGCAACCACUUUUUGUUCCAUUCCUGUAGCUUGGUGAUGUCUCCUGGUAGGAAAUCCACAGUCAAGGGGUUAAAGUCAUUGCUUUUAGUCUUCAUCAGGUGGCAUGAAGGCUGACAUAUAAAGAAUAACAGAAGUUUAUUUUUCAUCUUGUAACGAAUAUUGGUCUGAAUAUCUCCACAUGUGUUGCUUCGCCUCCUAAUAACCCCUCCUGCCUCAACGCUAAGACCGACGCCUUACUCCACUGGCUAA
Eriocheir sinensis (Chinese mitten crab) is the source of this 1144-nucleotide messenger RNA. RefSeq lists its product as uncharacterized. The record is from RefSeq and is a predicted model, not a curated record. Lineage: Eukaryota; Metazoa; Arthropoda; Malacostraca; Decapoda; Varunidae. The transcript is spliced from 2 exons. The coding region runs from base 35 to 1009 and encodes 324 amino acids.